Molecule: messenger RNA, 351 nt
Organism: Acanthisitta chloris (rifleman)
Lineage: Eukaryota; Metazoa; Chordata; Aves; Passeriformes; Acanthisittidae
Gene: RPS21
Product: ribosomal protein S21
Exons: 5
Coding region: 47-298 (83 amino acids)
Biological process (GO): endonucleolytic cleavage in ITS1 to separate SSU-rRNA from 5.8S rRNA and LSU-rRNA from tricistronic rRNA transcript (SSU-rRNA, 5.8S rRNA, LSU-rRNA); endonucleolytic cleavage to generate mature 3'-end of SSU-rRNA from (SSU-rRNA, 5.8S rRNA, LSU-rRNA); translation
Cellular component (GO): ribosome; cytosolic small ribosomal subunit
Molecular function (GO): structural constituent of ribosome
Source: RefSeq, a predicted model, not a curated record
AGGUGUUACUGCUUAGUGCCUGUGCCUCAGUGAGGACCCAGACGAGAUGCAGAACGACGCUGGGGAGUUCGUGGACCUUUAUGUCCCUCGGAAAUGCUCUGCUAGCAACCGAAUCAUUGGUGCCAAGGAUCAUGCUUCCAUUCAGAUAAAUAUUUCUGAGGUUGACAAGGUGACAGGCAGAGUGAAUGGCCAGUUCAAGACAUAUGCCAUUUGUGGCCCCAUCCGGAGAAUGGGGGAAUCAGACGACUCCAUUCUGCGCCUGGCAAAAAAUGAUGGAAUUGUUUCCAAGAACUUCUAACUGAAGAAACUCCAGUAUGGGCCACGUGAUAUGAAAUAAACACUUAACAUCUA